AUGAUACAUAGAAUUAAAAAAGUGUAUUUCAGUAGUGAUAUCAAUAUAUCAAAUUUAUUAAGGAAAAAAGCAAUUUUAUUUGAAAAUGUAAAAAGAGAAAAUUGUAAAAUAGAUUUGAUUUUAAAAUAUUUUGAAUUGAAAGGAUUACAUAUAAAAAAAAAUGAAGUACAUAUUAUGACUAAUAUCUUACAUAGACCAACUGGAAGAAUAAUGAUUUUAAUUGAUAAUAUAAAAAAGCAAAAUUUUAACUUUAAUUUUGAUAAUUUUGAAAAAAAUGAAGAUAACAAGAAUGAUGAUAAACAAAUAGAGAAUUAUAAUAACGGUAAAAAUAGUAACAUCACUGAAAACAGUAGAAAUGAUAAUAAAUUAUUAUGUGACAAUAACCAUGAAAGCAAAAAAGCGUUUAACGAAAUAAAUGACAUAGUUAUAAAUAAGAAAUAUCAUUCCAAUUUAAAAAAUUUAUUUUCAGAUUGUAAAAUUCACUUGUGUGAUAAUUAUGAAAUUGAAAAGUUUGUUGAAGAAUGUGAAAGAUUAUUAAGAUUUACUGAAGAUAUUAAAAGAAUAUCAAAAUUUGAAAACUUAGAUAAAAUAGUUACUAUAAUAAAUAUACCUAGCUGUUAUGGCAGAAAAGAAUUAUCAGAAAUUAUUUAUGAAUGUGCUAAUAUUAAAGUGAAAUUAAAAAAUAUAAUAUUUAGAUUUAAAAAAAAUGGAAACCAAAGUGAUUGUGCUUAUGUAUUAUGUAAUAAUAUAAAUGAAGCAAAUAUUCUGAUAAAUAAAAUGCAGGAAUAUCCUGUUGCAAAAAAAUAUCAUUUAAAGGAAUUUUACGGUACAGCUUUUUUAUAUGCAUCAAAAAGUAAUUUAUUUAUUAGUUCAGAAAAAUUAGAUUAUUUAACUAUUUUUUCAAAGUAUAAAAUAUUUACAUGUGGUUGGCAUAAAGAUAUAUCAAUAAAAGAAUUCGAAAAUUUUUUAAUAACUCUAAAAAUAUUUCCUUGCAAAAUUAUAAAAAUUAAUUAUAACAUUAAAGAAAGUGAAGAAGAUAUAACAAGAAAUAAUGGUGAUGAAAAAAAUGAAAAAGAUAAUAAUAAAUAUGAAUUAAGUGAAAUAAACCCUAAUCACAUAACCAUUAAUAUUGAUGAGUUAUCAACCAUAAGCAAUAAUCAUAGUUCAUUAAAUGAACGAAAUGAUUUAAAUACUUCAUCUUUUAUUUUAUUUUUUGAGAAUAUGAGAAUGACUAAAAAGGUGUUUACCAAAUUAGAAAGACUUAAAAAAAAAUGGAAAAUAUCUGCAUCUAGUAAUUUCUAUGCAUACCCUAAAAUACCCGAUAUUCAUUUUAAUGAUGAUAAUAAUUACGCUGAUGAAAAUGAAUAUGAAGAUUCUGAUUUAGAUGAAGAAAUAGAAUAUUAA
Plasmodium relictum is the source of this 1404-nucleotide messenger RNA. Its product is annotated as conserved Plasmodium protein, unknown function. The transcript has 2 exons. Bases 1 to 1404 code for a protein of 467 amino acids. The record is from RefSeq and is a predicted model, not a curated record. NCBI's taxonomy places the organism in Eukaryota, Apicomplexa, Aconoidasida, Haemosporida, Plasmodiidae.